AUGGGUUGGUGGUCUUCUCGUAGCCCUACUCUUCCGUUACGUCUGCUUCUUUCAUAUCUUUCUUCUUCUUGUUCUUCUAAAGUUACACAAUCACAUCCGCGAGCGAGUACUAUUGAAUUAUUCAAGAAUUCUGCAGAAGAUGAUGAUGGAUGCAAGUCAAGUAGCACAGGCAACUCCAUCAGUGUUGAGGAAGCGUUCCGCCGAUACCAUCUAUUGACACAUGAAUUCCUUGCAAAUACAGACCGAUAUCGCUACGCUAAGCAUCUUACUCAACUGUUUUGUGGGUUGAAAAGGCCAGAUUUGGGAUUCUCUGUUUUGGAGGUUAUCAUGAAACGUGGUUUUGAUCCAAAUAUUGUCACAUUGACUACCCUACUUAAGGGACUUUGCAUGGUGGAUAAAAUUGCAGAGGCCAAAGAGUUGUUCUACAGGAUACUCGAAGAAGGGUACCCUUGUAAUGAAAUCACGUAUGAAACCAUAAUCAAUGGGCUCUGCAAGACGGGAAACACUUGUGAGGCUCUUGAAUGCUUAAGGAGAUGGAACUCAAGGGUAAAUGUAAGCCUAAUAAAUGAGGCCCUGAAGCCUAAUGUUGUCACUUUCAAUUCUUUGAUUCAUGGCCUAUCCAAUUCUUGCCAAUGGGAAGAAGCCACUGGAUUGCUAAAUAAAAUGUUCGGACUAGGAGUCUCCCCUAAUGUCGUGACUUUCAGCAUUCUGAUAGAUGGUCUUUGCAAAGAUGGAAAGACUGUUGAAGCAUACAAGUUGUUUGAAUUGAUGUUUCAAAGAGGACAAAAACCUGAUGUUAUAACUUUCAGCUCUUUGAUUUGUGGCCUGUGCAAUUCUGGCCAAUGGGAAGAUGUCACUGGAUUGCUAAAUAAAAUGUUGGGACUAGGACUCUCUCCUAAUGCCGUGACUUUCAACAUUCUGAUAGAUAGUCUUUGCAAAGAAGGAAGGACCGUUGAAGCAUACAAGUUGUUUGAAUUGAUGUUUCAAAGAGGACUGAAACCUGAUGUUGUCACUUUCAGCUCUUUGAUUCAUGGCCUAUGCAAUUCUGGCCAAUGGGAAGAUGUUACUGGAUUGCUAAAUAAAAUGUUGGGACUUGGAGUCUCUCCCAAUGUCAUGACUUUCAACAUUCUGAUAGAUGGUCUUUGCAAAGACGGAAGGACUGUUGAAGCACACAAGUUGUUUGAAUUGAUACUUCAAAGAGGACUAAAGCCUGAUGUUGUCACUUUCAACUCUUUGAUUCAUGGCCUAUGCAAUUCUGGCCAAUCAGAAGAAGCCACUAGAUUGCUAAACAAAAUAUUAGGACUAGGAAUCUCUCCUGAUAUUGUGACCUUAAGUAUUUUGGUUUUUGGCGUGGGAAAUUCUGGCCCAUGGAAAGAAAUCACUAAAAUGUUGAAUGAAUUGUUGGAUUAAGGAAUCUCACAUGAUGUACUUACCUUCACUAUGUUGGUGGAUUCUUUUUACAAAUAACAAAUGAUGAUAUACUUUCAUGAGCUGUUAGAUCUUUUGGUUGAAAGAGGCAUUGAACCUAAAUACUUUAUGCAUAUGAUGCUUUGGUAAUUGGACUCU
Messenger RNA from Telopea speciosissima, 1566 nucleotides. Its product is annotated as pentatricopeptide repeat-containing protein At1g12775, mitochondrial-like. NCBI's taxonomy places the organism in Eukaryota, Viridiplantae, Streptophyta, Magnoliopsida, Proteales, Proteaceae. The coding region runs from base 1 to 1410 and encodes 469 amino acids. The record is from RefSeq and is a predicted model, not a curated record. Gene Ontology annotation, molecular function: protein binding. The transcript is spliced from 3 exons.